Molecule: messenger RNA, 3276 nt
Organism: Mercenaria mercenaria
Lineage: Eukaryota; Metazoa; Mollusca; Bivalvia; Venerida; Veneridae
Exons: 2
Coding region: 150-3275 (1041 amino acids)
Molecular function (GO): nucleic acid binding; zinc ion binding
Source: RefSeq, a predicted model, not a curated record
AUUUUCUGGCACACAAUAAUGAUGGCUGUAGUGAAUGCAUGGCUUUGCCAUAAGAAACAUGCAACUUUGCUUGGAACCAACUCUAUGAAGCUUCCUGACUUUAUCAAUCAUGUGGCUGGCUCACUUAUCGAGACUACGCUAAAGAGUUAAUGACUCACAGACAAAAACUGAUUAAACUGGCGGACUCAGCCGAGUUGGGAUGGAGAGUAGUUCAAGAGUAUGAGGCAAAUCCAUUGGCAAGCGACUCGGACGAUGAGAAACGAAUCUUUAAAGCGGAAGCAAGGGCUUCCAAGAAGUAUAAAGCGGAAAAAUCGAAGAAAGCGAAAUCUGGGCGAAACUGGCCAUACCGUAGACAGCAGCAGGUUAUGACAGAGGCGUGUCCGGUAAAUACACAACAGUCAGCACGACAGGGGCGUAGACCAGGGUUGUGUUUUGCAUGUGGCAAACCAGGGCAUUGGAGAGGGGCACCUGAAUGCCCGGAAAGAAAUACAAAUAAUAAGAUAAGUAAUGUUUUAUGUACAUGUAUAAAGAAAGAAAAAAGUUGUAAUUGUUCUGUAGAAAAAUCUUUCUCAAAAAGUGAAGGUAAUGUAUUACAUUUACCAGAAAAUGCAGAAAAUGCUGAUGAGCACACCGAAAUUAAGCAGUCAGAAACCGAAGAAGCACAACAAAGAGUUGUGUCACCAGUAGGUAGGUUACGACAUUGUUCGAGUAAAUGGAGAGAGGCAUCGGAUAGUGCCUACAUUAUGGAUGUAGUUGAAAAAGGUUACAAAUUACCCUUGAAAGAAACACCACCUAGUAUAGUGCUAAAAAACAACAAAUCAGCACGUGACAAUACGCGUUUUGUUGAAGAAGAAUUAAGUUGUCUUUUAGAUAAGAAAGUUGUUUCUAAAUCUAGUGUUGUACCACACGUAGUGAACCCUUUAACAGUUGCAUAUAGUAAAACGGGAAAACCUAGACUAGUACUUGACUGUAGACACAUAAACAGGUAUUUACAUAAAUUUAGAGUAAAAUUUGAAGAUAUCAAGGUCGCAGAAAAAAUGUUUGAUGAAAAUUCAUUUCUGUUUACAUUUGAUUUGAAAGGAGCAUAUCAUCACAUUGAUAUCUUUCCAGAACACCGCACUUACUUAGGCUUUUCAUGGUUAACUGAAGGUGAUACACAUUUUUAUGUUUUUAAUUCUUUGCCUUUUGGAAUAAAUACCGCAGGACAUAUUUUCACCAAAAUGUUAAGGGUUGUAGUGUCAUUCUUGAGAAGUAAAAGUCAUCGAAUAAUCAUGUUCUUAGAUGACGGGAUAGGGGGACAUGUUGAAUAUGUUCUAGCAGAAAGAUCGAGUGUUUACGUAAGAAAAACGCUCUGCGAAUUCGGUUUUCUAUUAGCAGACGAAAAAUGUAAUUGGCAGCCGACAUCUAGAGUCGUUUGGUUAGGACACGUGAUUGACAUGUCAAAAAACCUAUUGUUCAUAACAGAUUCAAGAAUCGAUAAUCUUGAAGUAUCGAUAGAUUCUGUUUUGUAUCAGAUAAGAAUGGACAAAUGUAAUAUUAUAAACGUAAAAGCUUUGGCAUCUGUUGUGGGAAAAAUUAUAUCUCUUCAAAAUGUAAUAGGCAAUAAAAUUAGAAUGAGAACAAGAGAAAUGUAUAGAUGCAUACUAUCUAGAGCAAGUUGGAACGCUCCAGUACUGGUAAGUGAACAGGCAAUCGCAGAAUUAAAAUUCUGGCGAGAAAAUGUGAGAAAAAUUAACCACAAAGGGAAAUAUUUCAAAAACAUGUCAGUUUGCGCAGUAAGUAUCUAUGCUGAUGCCAGUGCGGAAGGCUAUGGCGGUUUUAUCAAGAAAAAAGAUGAUUGCUUAGGUUCUCAGGAAUACGACAGUAAGAAAGUAAGUGUAACAUGUAUGUGUAAGCAGUUCCCAGAGAGAACUGAGAAAACAGAACACGGUUUUGACAAAACGUUAAUACCAGUAACGAUAACGGAAAGAGUUCGGCUCCCGGAAGUGAGCAUAAAUUCCGAUUGUGUAUCGGAAGUAUGUAGAAAUCAAGGUAGGGUCCCGGAAGUGACCAUUUAUUCUGACUGUAUAUCAGAAGUAGGUAGAAAAAGUAGUAGCAAGCUCCCGGAAGCGAGUUUUGAUUCUGAAUGUCUCCCGGAAGAGGGACAUGAAUGGUGCACAGAAGGUGGAAAUAUUGAUAAAUUGCUCCCGGAAGAGAGCAAGUAUUUAAAAGGUUCUCCGGAAGCGAACAAAAAUAUUGUUACAGUAAGCAAAUCAGUGCAUAAAUGUUUUAAAAAUAGUAAUCAUAAUGCACCCAGCAAUGAAACAAGCGCGUACUGCGCCAACAGAUUUCAAAAGAUCGAAGGUAAUUCGACAUUGAAAGUAAAACCCCCGGAUACGGGUUUUGAAUCUCGGGUUAACACUCGGGAGAGAAGUGAAAACGAUUCUGAAAAGAAUUCGUUUAGAACAAAUGGUAUUAUCAGCAAAGGUGGGAAGGGUACGCUACCAAAAGUUUCUAAAAUUAAGAUAGCAUUUCCGGAAACAGAAUCUCAGGUAAUUGGUAAGUGGGACACUUUAGAAAAGGUUCAAAGUUCCACUUGGAGAGAAACUGAAGCUGUUAGUAGAAUAAUUAAGAGCAAUGCACAUGUGUUAAAGAAUAAACUAGUGCACAUAUUUACAGAUAAUAAAAAUGUAAAAUCAAUCUUAUUAAAUGGGAGUAAAACUCCAAGUAUCCAAAGAACAGCUUUAGACUUAGCCAACUUUUGCGAAAACGAAAAUAUUUCAUUUCGUCCGGAAUGGAUUCCUAGAGUAGACAAUGAGCUUGCAGAUUAUUUGAGUAGAUGUACAGAUUGUGAUGAUUGGGAAAUACAUGACAGUGUAUUUUCACGUAUUGAUUGUUUAUGGGGACCGCAUACGAUUGAUCGUUUUGCGUCACACUUGAAUAAUAAGUGUUCUAGGUUCAACUCCCGUUGGUGGGUACCAGGAACUAAAGGCAUUGACUCUUUGAAUGAAGUCUGGAAAAAUGAAAAUAAUUGGCUUGUUCCACCACCAAGACUUAUAGUAGAUUGUAUAAAUAAGAUUAAUAGCGAGCAUGUAGAAUGUAGUUUGAUCAUACCAAAAUGGAAAAGUGCCCCUUUUUGGCCACUUCUGUUAAACGAAGAUGGAAAUUUCAAAUAUUUUAUAAAACAGACACUUAAUCUGUCAAGGUCAAAUGUUGUUGUCGGAAACGGUUAUAAUGGUACAUUUGAUAACGAACCACUAAAGUUCGAUAUGAUAGCAUUAAAAAUUAUAUCUUGAC